Molecule: messenger RNA, 506 nt
Organism: Penaeus monodon (black tiger shrimp)
Lineage: Eukaryota; Metazoa; Arthropoda; Malacostraca; Decapoda; Penaeidae
Product: perlwapin-like
Cellular component (GO): extracellular region
Molecular function (GO): peptidase inhibitor activity
Source: RefSeq, a predicted model, not a curated record
CGGUACUGGUGCAGAACCAAUCACGGCCAGUACUAUUGCUGCGAGGGCGGCGGAAGCAACAUCAUCAACUAUCCUGUUGUGAAGCCGGGCAGAUGCCCGCCCGUACGACCGCAGUGCCCGCCCGUGAGGACCUUCCGUCCCCCGUCCACGUGCAGCAGUGACUCCAGCUGCGCCGGCUCCGACAAGUGUUGCUACGACACGUGCCUUCGCCACCACACCUGCAAGCCGCCCAACUUUUACGGCUGAUCCCCUCCCAUCCGAGGACCAGAGGGCAGGGUCCGGCGACGUUGCGCUGGCCCUGAGGGCCCCGUCUGGGGUUGGGUCAGGGCUGGGCCAGAAGGAGCUGCGGAACAGUCGCGGCCCUGGGCUCCCACCCGGCGGCAGCUCAGCCACAUGCCCUCGUCAGUCGUGGACGCGGUUGUGGGUGCGAUUACUAACAGGUUUUGGAUCUUCAAUCGCCUCUCCCCCUCCAUCUUACGUGAAUAAAAACGAGGGGGGAUUUAUCU